AUGGCUGUACCCGGCGGCGGGCUGUACACGCUCCCGAGCGCCGUCCAGCGAGGCAGAGGAAGACGACUAGACGACUGCCUGUCGGACUGCAGACCUCAGGCCAUCACUGGUGGCGGAGAAUCGGAAGAAAACGGCGAAGCCAAUGGAACCGUGGCCAACCCUAGGUCGAGCUCAGCAUAUUCGGGCGUUUGCAAGGCAGGACCAUCGGGGUUGCGGUCGCUAUUUAUUGAACCGAACGCGCGCGUGCGCCCGGCAGGCAAAGACCUGGUUCUGCGGGCAGCGGCUAUUACAGGAUCAACGAGUUGGCUGGUCACGAUGGAACCCACGCGACGCCCUCAGCGGCAACGCAGAGUCCCAUCCCGAUUCCUUGAAGAUGGUGAGACGCCGGUUGUUCCCAAGGAGGCGGCUGCCGCCGAGCUGCUCAGAAGCGCCCGACCAUCAGGAAGACCGGAGAAGAGCAGCAAGCGCCGGAGAGGUGCAGCUAAGAAAGCGAGUGGGGGCCAAGGAACCCGCAGCCCUGUGGUACCCCAGAGCUUUACUGGCCCUCUGGUAGUGGACGUGGCCAGUGUUGCAGGCGGGGCCUCAAGUGGCGAGCCCCAGCUGGACGUGCUUGCCGGCCAGGGAGGUGCAGCCAGAGCGCAGGCUGCGCCAGAGGCACGCAAGACAGCACCCUUGAAUGGCCACGGUGCCAAGCAGGGUGGAACAUCGUCGGAUGACUCAGACGUGAUGAUCGUAGAGCCGGCGCCACCUGGCAUGGUCAAGGUAGGGGAGCAGCAAGAGACAAGUUCCAUGUCACCCCCGCCACCUCACCCCGGAGCUCAGAACAGGUGCACUCCGCAUGACCCCCCCGCCCGCACAUCCUCCCCGGGGCCCAUUCCCCCGGCGCCUGCCUCUGCAGUGCCCGUGGCAACAGAGGCUCCAGCACCAGUGGCUUCACCGCCAUCACUGCCCGCAUCGACGCCUCCACGCAGUGCAAAUCCUAUCUCCCGGCAAGCAGCGCAGAGCACUUCACAUGAAGCCCAGCACGCAGCGAGGUUGGGUGCACCCGGCGAGCAGCCUGCCUCCCCGCUGCCUGUGGGCCCUUCCGCCAGCCCCUCCACUGGCGCGGGCCCUGUACCGGAUGUGUUUCAGCCCCUCUUCCAGAGAGAGGCCACCCCGCCCCGUCCCGACUUCUCAGCUGGCAAUGAUGACGCCUCUGACUCCGACAGCGAUGGCUUUGACAUUCUGGCCCCACGUGGCCGCAAGGGGAAAAAGGCUGCGGUGCGGCCAUCUCAUCGCGGGGGUCGGCUGGACACGUCGGCCUCCCCUGCUGGCAGCAGCCCGGACGGCAGCGUGCAUGGCACACCGGCGCGGCGCAGCGGCGGCACCCACGAUACUAGCUGGCUCAAGCCGCCUUCACCAGAGUUGACAGUGCGUGGAGCCAGGAACUGCGCAGUCCCAGAGAGCGCCACCCUGCUCCGGCUGAGGCAGCAGCGCGCGGAGCUGCUGGCCCUGGCGCGGGGGGCCAGCCUGGCCCCGGACCGCAUCCAGGCGCAGUCGACAGCGGAGGCCCUCGAGAGGGAGCUCCAGAGAGACGCUGCGCAGAGGGAAGCGCAGGCGGCAGUGCUACGAGCGAAGGCGGCUCCCAACGAGAGCGACGACGAGGAGGGGGUGGCGGGUGGGGCCGCGCGCGAGCAGGGCGGCGGCGCGCAGAGUGUCCUGGUCAAGGUCCGGGCCAGCGACGGCUCGCAGGAGCGCUUCAAAGUGCGAUGCGGCGACCCCUUAGAGAAGCUGUUCCGGGCGUAUGUCAAGAAGGUACACCCGGGGGCAAGCCCAGCAGGCGCGGCCUUCAGCUUUGUUUUCGAUGGGGAUCCAAUCGACGGCAAGUCUACGCCAGAAGACCUCGGACUAGAGGACGAUGACAUGAUUGAGGUUGUGCAAUCGAAGUAACGUCCCGUUAAUCUGACUCGACAACGUUUGUUGCUGCGGUUGCAUUUACGCAAGGCGGUUGUCAACGGCACACCUAUCUUGGUUGCGCUUCUUGCAAUGCAACCUUUGGCACUGACAAAUAUCUGCUAAGUCAGUCGGUACGAUAGUCUCUCCGGUAUCGCGACAAUGCCGCACAGUUUGAAUAGAUGUACAGCAGUAAUCUAAUGAUCGAGCA
Molecule: messenger RNA, 2143 nt
Organism: Klebsormidium nitens
Lineage: Eukaryota; Viridiplantae; Streptophyta; Klebsormidiophyceae; Klebsormidiales; Klebsormidiaceae
Source: the annotation of a GenBank genome assembly